This is a messenger RNA of Penicillium cinerascens, 402 nucleotides long. RefSeq lists its product as uncharacterized. The coding region runs from base 1 to 402 and encodes 133 amino acids. The transcript has a single exon. The record is from RefSeq and is a predicted model, not a curated record. Lineage: Eukaryota; Fungi; Ascomycota; Eurotiomycetes; Eurotiales; Aspergillaceae.
AUGUCGAAUCGAGAAUGUACCUAUGAGGCGCCAAAUGGAGGCACCAGCCAAUCGCCGCCUGCUCCUAUUUCCUCGGAGUCUCAAGAACUUGAACCGUCCACCGCGUCAAUCGAGAAUAGAUUGCGCGGACAACGUCAUGUAACCAAGAAUCAUGAGUCCAACGGUGUCUUAUUGGAAUCACAACCAUACAUUGGAUCGCAUCAACAGCAAUCCCAGCCCACCCAAGACAAACAAGACCACCCAAACUCUGAGCAGGGUUUACCAACUGAUCUUAACAUCCAUCAUAUGGAACUACUCAUUCACUUGACAAUCGACAGCGAUAUCUUCUGUCUUAGUCUCGGCGACGACGCAUUCACUAACCCUACCUUUCUUUCCCUUGCUCUGAAAACCGGUCUAAAAUAA